CGUUCACUCGACAACCCCUCUCCUCGAUCGAUCCAGAUCCGAAACUCUCUCCCGUUCUCCCCGAGAACACACCCUCCGCCGCCAGUCUCUCCCCCUCUCCUCGAUCCAGAUCAACGACGACGUCUCCCUCCGUCGCCGCCCCCUCCUCCCACACCCACAAACCUACAAACCCAAUCCCCAACCCCGAUCCGCUCUGCUAAGUGCGUCGAGUCGCCGCAACCGCACUUGCAGUGUCCUGUCGCGCCCCUCCUUUGUCUCGCUGCGGGUGGAGCUGCGAGCCAGCGCCCAGCAUCUGCAUCUGCAUCUGCAUCUGCAUCGCCCGCAUCCAGCCGCGCCAUGGCCUCCUUCGUCACCGGAUUCGACCUCCACCAGUCCGCCGCCGCAUCGAUCAGGGUGCCACCACCGUGCGGGCCCACGACAACCAGUGGGCACUAGGAGGAGUGGUUUCGGAGCUGGUCUGAUGCCUGCAGUCGUGAGGUGUACCGGAAGCUCCGCCUCGCCCUCGCGUACGACAUCACGUGCUUCGACGCCGUCACCAUCGCCCUGAUGUUGGCCGCCCGCUCCCCUCUCUGGGAUGCGUGGAUACACGCGGUCGAGCUCCUCGGCGUGGAGGCCGACGCGCCCGCCCUCCCCGCCUCUGCCACGCGCCCAGCUCCCGCCCCAUGGCCACGGCGUCCGAUUUGGGUGCCGGGUGGCGGGGGUCGGCGUGGAGGCCGAUGCACCCGCCUAGCCACCUCCCUCAUCACCGGCGAGCUCCAUAUCUACGCGCACCCUGACUAUUCUCCCUCCCCCCUUCCGAGGAGAGUUAACCGGUUUCUGAUUUUCACUACCCCUCGCAGGUUCCGCUACGCCGACAGUCUGCUGCUCGAGAGAAUAUGGAGCGGUCAUCUACUUCGAGCACCAAGAUGGGUCUGCGAUGAAUGUUGGGUUGGACCUCAGGUCGGUGGCACUGCUAUGGACAUGCCCUCCUCGACCUCAGCAACCAACACAUCGACGUGGGAGAAACGGAUUCCUGAACCGUUGCUUCUCUUUUAAUUGAAGUUCUUACUUUAGUUCCAGAUUUCUAUGCAUGCCACCUUGUUGUGAUUAGUUAGGUUAGUUUAGUUCCAGAUGUCUGAAAUAUACUCUACUUAUUGUUCAAGGUUGAUUGCAAAUUAGUUGUGGUGCCUCCAGUGGAGUAGAGUGUGGAGAGCCAAGAAGCUUUAUCUCUUUAAAUUCAGUUAAUUUUCGUACUGAAAUUAAGUUAUUGCCUUGAUACACUAUUGUAUAGUAGUUAUGCCUCUAGAAAUUUUAUUGGAUUAUGAGAUGAUUGGGGUUGUA
Messenger RNA from Hordeum vulgare subsp. vulgare (domesticated barley), 1320 nucleotides. RefSeq lists its product as uncharacterized. The record is from RefSeq and is a predicted model, not a curated record. The transcript is spliced from 2 exons. NCBI's taxonomy places the organism in Eukaryota, Viridiplantae, Streptophyta, Magnoliopsida, Poales, Poaceae. Bases 547 to 1035 code for a protein of 162 amino acids.